CUUAGCUAUUUCUCGAUCCUUAAGAUAAUCAACAUGGCGGCUGUGGCAACCAGCAGUACGGAUCUUCCCGUCAUUGACAUAUCCUCUCCCUCACCAGAGACCGCAAGAGACAUUCUUGACGCCGCGUCAACAUUCGGCUUUGUCUUCGUCAAGAACCAUGAUAUCGGCGUACCUCCAGCAGAUAUACAGGCUAUGUUUGACCUAUCGCGCACAUUCUUCCAAUCGCCAACGGAAGUGAAAGCAACAUGCUCUAUCAACUCGAGCACGUCAGGGAAGAAUCGAGGAUGGCUGUCAAUGCAUACUGAGACACUCGAUCCAGCACAUCAGCAGAGAGGAGACUUCAAAGAAGCCUUCAAUAUCGGCGAGUUCAGCAGCGGUAAAGCCAACCAGCCACUUCCGGCACCUCUCGUAGAAGGAGAAUAUCGGAUCUCUCAAUUCAUUGAUCAGUGCCACGAUCUAUGCAAUAAGAUCAUGGACCUCUUUGCUGCCGGCCUGGAAAUUCCUUCUGCGGAGGGUGGGGAUAAGUGGUUCUCUGACCGACACGACAAAACCAAAGGGCCGUCUGGAAGUAUAUUGCGUUUGUUAUACUACCCCUCCGUGCCAUCGCCACCGGAACAGACCGAUAUCCGAGCAGGCGCCCACUCAGAUUACGGAAGCGUUACGCUCCUCUUCCAGCUUCCAUCUCAGCCUGGCUUGGAAAUUCUCACUACGUCAAACGAAUGGGCACCUGUUCCCGUGAAUCCAACUUCCGAUCCCAAUCCACCUAUACUUGUCAAUAUCGGAGAUGCACUCUCUUAUUGGACGAAUGGACUUCUGAGAAGCACUGUCCAUCGCGUCAUCUUCCCUCAGCCAGAGGAAGGCAAAUCUAGCGAAGACCGGUACAGUAUCGCGUACUUUUGCCAUCCUCUUGAUGAAGCUCGCUUGGUGCCUGUGCCUAGUGAGAAAGUGAAAGGGUUUCAUAGCGCAGAAGGCGAGAAUCAGAAGCGCAAAGUUGGCUACGGAGGCGGUACGGGAGAUGCGGACGAGGCUAUCACGGCACGAGAUCAUUUGAACCGAAGGCUAGCGGCAACGUACGAUCUUAGCGAUGUGAAAGCUGAAUAGACAUGCAAAUAGAUAGGUAAUCACGAGCUACGACAAGUACAAAUACCCUCAAGUUGCCUCCACUACUCU
Messenger RNA from Mytilinidion resinicola, 1170 nucleotides. RefSeq names its product oxidoreductase-like protein. The record is from RefSeq and is a predicted model, not a curated record. The transcript is spliced from 5 exons. NCBI's taxonomy places the organism in Eukaryota, Fungi, Ascomycota, Dothideomycetes, Mytilinidiales, Mytilinidiaceae. Bases 34 to 1101 code for a protein of 355 amino acids. Gene Ontology annotation, molecular function: dioxygenase activity.